UUUCCUCGAAAAUAAGGAAGACAAAAAAUCGCAAAAUCGAUGUACCGUUACCUCUUGAGAGAAUGGAAAUUUCAAACACAUGCUCGAAGCGGUCAAAAAUAAAGGGCUUCAGAGAAACAUAAAUGCAAAGGAAUUUGAAACAAAAGAGAAACGAAAUACAGGGUUUGGUCGCAGGGUGUCGGAGAAAUUUUGAAAUUAGUGCGAAGGGUUCAGAAUUUGCAGACUCAAGUAAUUCAAGUGCGGAUUGCACUGAAGUGGUGGAGGGGAUAAUGGUUUUCCGCGUAAAUGGAAGCCGAAGCUUGUUGUGAUGGGUUUUACAGAUCGAAAGGGAGCGCUGACGGAUCGCCCAAGGCGGGCGAGCUGUGAGAGGAGGAACAGGAUUUACCCUCACGGAGCCGAUCACGCGGAGUUUGCCCACAGAAAUAAGCGGUCCAGACAGCAGCAGGAGGAAACGCCCUUUCGUUUCAUUUCCUCCAUUGUGGAGAGCAGGUGGUGCUGGAGUGAGAGCAAAGCCACGGCCAAGCCCAAGUUUGAGUUGCCUCCUCCAAGCCCUCUGAAGAGGACUGUUCAAGGGCCGCACAAACCCACAAAUUUCCAGAAAACUAGGGUUUCAUCAGAGAGCGAACUUGAUAACCAGUUGGAACAGGAAUGGAUGAUGCCGGAAAGGUGUUACGAUACCUCUAACUUAGACUUAAAAUCUCUUGAAUCGUAUAAGAAGAGAAUCGCUGCUCUGCAGGCCAAAUUUGCUUAUACAAGCGGGAAUCACCAUAGUACUGACUGUGCUGGCGUUGAGGACAAAGGCUCUGUCAUUGAUACUUACAGAGGUGGUGAUAGGAUUGAGGAUGAACGCUUUGACGGUGCUACUCAUAGUGUCGGGAUUGAGACCGAGGGCGAAGGAGAAGUCGUUGAUAGUGGGCGCCCCUCUUUCACUCCAGUUGUCCUCGCUGAUGUUGAGAUCAUUAGCGAGAGGGAGGGCGAGAGGGAGGAGGGUAAGCCACCCGAGGAAGCAGUCAAGCGAACGCAAGGAAAGGCUGGAGAGAGAGAUUCAAAAUUGAAGGCCAAUGAAAUGAUUGCGUUGGCCACCGCCGAGUUUGAAGCAUUGGAUGUGGGUAAGCCACCCGAGGAAGGAGAGCUGCAGUACAAGCGAACGCACGGAAAGGUUGCAGAGAGAGAUUCCAAAUUGAAGGCCAUUGCAUUGGAUGUGGGUAAGCCACCCGAGGAAGGGAAGCCGCUGUACAAGCAAAUGCAAGGAAAGGUUGCAGAGAGAGAUUUCAAAUUGAAGGCCAUUGAAAUGGAGAUUGCAUUGGCCCGUGCCAAGCUUGAAGCAUUGCAGUUCAAGACCAAAUACAAGGAAAAGCAAGACGACGAGGAAAAUGAAGAUGACAAUGGAAGUCUUUUAGAACUGGAAAAACAGGUUGUUUCUCUACGUGAUGCACUUGCACCACUUGAUGAUGAAGCUGAAGCUGAGGUAGCACGUGUCUUAAAGGGUCGGAGGAGACAGGAAGUAUUGGUCAUGCAUAAAAGUUCUAAUAUUGAAAUAACAAAACAAACACUAGAAUGUUUGACGCCUGGUGCAUGGUUGAAUGAUGAAGUUAUAAACUUAUAUUUUGAAUUACUAAAAGAGAGAGAGAAACGUGAUCCAGAGAAAUUCUUAAAGUGCCAUUUCUUUAAUACAUUUUUUUACAAAAAGCUUUAUAAUAAGACAAAAUAUGAUUACAAAGCUGUCAGGAGAUGGACUACUCACAGGAAGAUAGGAUACAGCCUUACUGAUUGUGACAAGAUAUUUGUACCUAUCCAUAAGGAAAUACACUGGUGUUUGGCUAUCAUUGAUAUGAGGGCAAAGAAGUUCCAAUAUCUGGAUUCACUUAAGGGAACUGAUGCACGUGUGUUGCAAGUUUUGGCCAAAUAUAUUGCAGAUGAGGCAAAGGAUAAAACAGACCAGGAUCUAGAUGUAAGUAAUUGGGAUCAAGAAUUUGUUGAAGAUCUUCCUGCACAGGAAAAUGGGUGGGAUUGUGGAGUGUUUAUGAUCAAAUAUGCUGAUUUCCAUAGUCAGGAUUUGCCCCUUAGUUUCUCUCAGGAAAACAUGCCCUACUUUCGUACGAGGACUGCAAAGGAGAUCUUGAGACUAAGGGCAGAAUAACUAAACUGUUUCCGAAGAUUGGUUCAUUGAAGUUAUUUUGCUGCUCGAUGGUUAUAGAUUCGUGUUGCUACUUGGUAGUAUGGUAUUAAUUUCCUUGCAGGUUGACCACACUUAUGACAUCAAUUUAGCAUCAGCACCAGCUUUUGGGAGAUUCAAGAUAUAUAUCAUAAUUGGAAUGUCUAUGCUGCAUCUCUCAGCAUAUGCAGUAUAUAUCAAUCUAUUUCAAUGCCUGCUAUAUCACUGUUGUCUUCCAAAGGGCACAGUGAAAUUUAGUGCAUAGCUGAGUCACGCCAUUUCUAGGAUAACAUGGUGGUAAUAGUAAAGUUGCCAUUUUAGAAAUUUCUUUUCUGUAAUCAAGGCUGCAUUUCUUGUAACAAUUUUUGUCGAUUUGGUUUCUUUAUGCUUGCAGCAGGAUGUCUGUUUGCUUUUUUGUCUUGUCAACAAAUUAUUGGAGAGUUUGUUAGCUUUAUGCUGAGACGGAAGCACAUAUCGAUUUAUUCUGUCACCUUUAUGCCCAAUUGGACGAAGCUAUAAAGUUGAAUUGUAAUGUAUAUAUGAGGAGCAAUUCAUGCCUGGAGCAAUGUAACAUUUUGUAUAUGCGAGAGCAUGCACCUGAAGAAACACAAAAAUUACCUUAAGUUGAUAAUGCAAGCAUAUUUGAGGAA
Messenger RNA from Cryptomeria japonica (Japanese cedar), 2805 nucleotides. Its product is annotated as ubiquitin-like-specific protease 1A. The transcript is spliced from 9 exons. Gene Ontology annotation, cellular component: nucleus. Lineage: Eukaryota; Viridiplantae; Streptophyta; Pinopsida; Cupressales; Cupressaceae. Bases 308 to 2140 code for a protein of 610 amino acids. Gene Ontology annotation, molecular function: deSUMOylase activity. Gene Ontology annotation, biological process: protein desumoylation. The record is from RefSeq and is a predicted model, not a curated record.